Molecule: messenger RNA, 1278 nt
Organism: Trichoplax adhaerens
Lineage: Eukaryota; Metazoa; Placozoa; Uniplacotomia; Trichoplacea; Trichoplacidae
Exons: 15
Coding region: 1-1278 (425 amino acids)
Biological process (GO): transmembrane transport
Cellular component (GO): membrane
Molecular function (GO): ATP binding; ATP hydrolysis activity; ABC-type transporter activity
Source: RefSeq, a predicted model, not a curated record
AUGGCUAUUUUAGCGACGUGUAAAUUCCUUCUUAACGGUAGUGAUGGAAGAGUUGGAUUAAUAACAAAUAUACGAAUAUUAUGCUGGACUAAGUUAAGGCAUUCCGUUUUAAUGUCAACUCAAGUGCAAAUAUUCAGUUGUGUCCAACAGCAAUCUUAUUAUUGGUUCAUUAAUUUAAGCAAUCGAGAAUUAGCAAGCAAGGCAGCGGAUAUCAUUUAUGGGCUUAAUAGUAUAUUUGAUGUACUGGACAAACAAUAUCAGGAAACUGUUAAACAUAAUCAUCAACAGAAAUCGAUAGCCAUUCAUCUAAUGACAAACUAUGAAACAGUGCAACUAAAUUGCAGUGAAGAUUCUGAGAUUAAACGCUUACAUCAUGCAAUUGCUGAAAACCAGGCUUCAUCGUGGAGGAUGACAUUUACUGCUUUCUGGACUCAUUCAAUACAAAGUUUGUUGGCGGUAUUAGGAUUUUUCUGCGGCGGCAUAGCGACAAUUAAACUGAUUCUAUUGACACAACUGACGGUUGGUGAUUUAGUCUUGUUUAUUAUCUAUUUGGAAGUCAUAUAUUCCUGUGUUAGAACAUUAAUUUCAAAUUCCAGUUAUGGCCAAAUCCAGGAUAUUAAUAGGUUGUUUACAAUUUUACAAGAUCUCCUGAAGGUGGGGUCACCAACGAGUGGUAAAGAUGCGAUUUUAAAGUUGAUUUAUGGCUGGCACCCUUUACACCAAGGAAAAAUUACGGUCCUAGGAAGGAAUAUCCAAUUGGUAAACUGGAAGUCUUUGCGAAGGAAUAUAGGCUAUAUACCAAAGGAACCGAAACUCAUUCAAGGCACUAUAAAACACAACGUCAGUUAUGGGUGUUCUAAUAAAUCUGAAGGAGAAAUUAUCCGAGCCUGCGAGCUAGUCGGUAUACAUGAAAAACUAAUAUCACUGCCAGAAGGUUAUGACACCCUAAUUGGUAUAGAUGAGUUAAGAUUUAGAGUUGAAGAUAGAGUUAAAAUUGCCAUUGCUAGAGUUAUUUUGAAAGAUCCGGAAAUUGUUCUGAUCGAAGAUCUCUCAGAGACAAUAUUGAAUCUCGAUGAUAAAUCUUGGGAUACUAUAAUUCAACCUUUAUGUACGCUCUUCAAUGAAAGGACUGUCGUCAUAAGUACUAAUAGAUUGGAAUUCAUUCAGAAAUGCGAUAAUAUUGUGGUUAUAAAAGACGGUAAAACGAUAGACGAAGGAAGAAGUUAUCACAACAAUAGAUGGCUCACUACUCAAAUCAAGGGUAGAACUAGCUUCUAG